This is a messenger RNA of Mugil cephalus (flathead mullet), 1238 nucleotides long. It is a transcript of the gene sod2, whose product is annotated as superoxide dismutase 2, mitochondrial. Gene Ontology annotation, molecular function: superoxide dismutase activity; metal ion binding. Lineage: Eukaryota; Metazoa; Chordata; Actinopteri; Mugiliformes; Mugilidae. The record is from RefSeq and is a predicted model, not a curated record. The transcript has 5 exons. Bases 122 to 805 code for a protein of 227 amino acids. Gene Ontology annotation, biological process: superoxide metabolic process. Gene Ontology annotation, cellular component: mitochondrion.
UCUCACAAACACCCCCCACACCUCGUUGUGUUGGUACGGUCGCCAGCUCUGUCAACUUGCCCACACUUCAAGGGCAGCUAGUUACCAGCGUGUCUACUGUGUCUACCCAUUCAACACUAUCAUGAACAUGCUGUGCAGAGUUGGGCUGAUGCGCAGGUGCGCAGCCAGCCUCAACCUAACUAUAAACCAGUUAGCUGCAUCAAGGCAGAAGCACACGCUUCCUGACCUGACCUACGACUAUGGUGCCCUGGAGCCCCACAUCAAUGCAGAAAUAAUGCAGCUGCACCACAGCAAGCAUCAUGCUACGUAUGUCAACAACCUCAACGUAACGGAGGAGAAAUAUCAGGAGGCGCUUGCAAAGGGAGAUGUGUCGACUCAGGUUGCCCUUCAACCUGCCCUCAAGUUCAAUGGAGGUGGCCACAUUAACCACACUAUCUUCUGGACUAACCUAUCUCCAAAUGGUGGAGGCGAACCACAGGGGGAACUAAUGGAGGCCAUCAAACGAGACUUUGGCUCCUUCCAGAAGAUGAAAGAGAAGAUGUCUGCCGCUACAGUUGCAGUGCAGGGCUCAGGCUGGGGGUGGCUGGGUUACGAGAAGGAGAGUGGGAGACUUCGCAUCGCUGCUUGCGCUAACCAAGAUCCUCUGCAGGGGACAACAGGUCUCAUUCCUCUCCUUGGUAUUGACGUAUGGGAGCAUGCCUACUACCUUCAGUACAAGAAUGUGCGUCCUGACUAUGUUAAGGCUAUCUGGAACGUAGUCAACUGGGAGAACGUGAGCGACCGUCUUCAGAUUGCCAAAAAGUAGAAGCCCAAUGCUCACACAUGCCUCACAAAUCAUUUUCAGUUCUGCCUACGCUGAGUAACAAAGUUCCUGUUCACGUUCAAGACAGGUCAGUGGUAUUAAAGUUGAUUAAAUUGGCUUUAAAACACUCUAAAUUGAUGCAACUUAUGCUGUCUUUAAAGUGUAUCACAGGUUGAAGCAAACAUGGGUUAUUUACAACUGCUUUUCAUCUCCGGUCUGUUCCUAACCACUUGACAUUUUUCAAAACGCGCACAAAUUAGUCACCUUUACUGUUAAAGCUGACUUUUGUUAUACGUGUAAUGGGUGGCAUACUAGAUGAGCAAACAUAUAUUGUGUGAGCUGUGUCUUUGUCAGAUUAAGUCACAAUAAAUACAAUGUUGUUGAAAACCCAUGUUUUUGAUGUAUUAUAAUAAAACUAUAAGAUUUAAAUUAUAAA